GGUAUGUAAAAUAGGAAGACAACUUUUAAGGUUAAAGGGUACUUCCGGUCGGCGGUAAAGCGUGCUGUAUGUAAGCGAAGCUCAAACGUUAUUGUGACGAAACGUAAUAAGACCAUUUGUUUUAAACUUCCACAGCUAUUUAUUCAAAACUAAAAUGAGUCUACCUUUGAAUCCAAAACCCUUCCUGAACGGUCUGACAGGAAAGCCAGUGAUGGUGAAGCUGAAGUGGGGUAUGGAGUAUAAGGGAUACCUGGUAUCCGUGGAUGGAUACAUGAACAUGCAGCUGGCAAACACAGAAGAGUAUGUGGAUGGAGCGUUGGCAGGACAUCUCGGUGAAGUGCUUGUCAGAUGCAACAAUGUUUUAUACAUCAGAGGAGUGGAGGAGGAGGAGGAAGAUGGAGAAAUGAGAGAGUGAUGACUGCUUCGUGGAGCUGUUAAUGUAUGGAUGUGUGUUUCACCGUGUGAAACAUCUCAACGCUUUUUGGUUAAGGUUUCCAGACAAUUUAAGUUACUUUUUUUUUUUGUUUUUUAACUUUACUGCGUGUAACUCCAGUUUUAUGUUUUGACACAGACCAAUAAAACUUAUUAUUUUCCAGUUUCCUA
Messenger RNA from Melanotaenia boesemani (Boeseman's rainbowfish), 603 nucleotides. It is a transcript of the gene snrpf, whose product is annotated as small nuclear ribonucleoprotein polypeptide F. Gene Ontology annotation, biological process: spliceosomal snRNP assembly; mRNA splicing, via spliceosome. The record is from RefSeq and is a predicted model, not a curated record. Bases 155 to 415 code for a protein of 86 amino acids. The transcript has 4 exons. Gene Ontology annotation, molecular function: RNA binding. Gene Ontology annotation, cellular component: U1 snRNP; catalytic step 2 spliceosome. Lineage: Eukaryota; Metazoa; Chordata; Actinopteri; Atheriniformes; Melanotaeniidae.